Messenger RNA from Sorex araneus (European shrew), 2264 nucleotides. It is a transcript of the gene TRAF2, whose product is annotated as TNF receptor associated factor 2. Lineage: Eukaryota; Metazoa; Chordata; Mammalia; Eulipotyphla; Soricidae. Gene Ontology annotation, cellular component: cytosol; cytoplasmic side of plasma membrane; plasma membrane signaling receptor complex. Gene Ontology annotation, biological process: regulation of apoptotic process; positive regulation of canonical NF-kappaB signal transduction; tumor necrosis factor-mediated signaling pathway. The transcript has 10 exons. Gene Ontology annotation, molecular function: ubiquitin protein ligase binding; zinc ion binding; tumor necrosis factor receptor binding. Bases 100 to 1665 code for a protein of 521 amino acids. The record is from RefSeq and is a predicted model, not a curated record.
CGGGGUGGGCCCGCGGUGGCGGCGGCGGCGGCCGACUGGCGCUCAGUUCCGGGCGCGCGGCUAGUGUGGGGGCCAGGACGACCACGGGGUCUCAGCCUCAUGGCUGUGGCCAGCGUGACGCCCCCGGCCUCCCUGGACGCGCAGCUGCCCGGCUUCUCGAAGGCGCUGCUGGACGCGAGGCUGGAGGAGAAGUACCUGUGCUCCGCCUGCAGGAACGUGCUGCGCCGGCCCUUCCAGGCCCAGUGCGGCCACCGCUACUGCUCCCACUGCCUGGCCAGCAUCCUCAGGUGCGCCCCCCCCCACCCCCCCGCCCCCACUCCCCCCUCCCCCCGGGCUCAAGCUCUGCGUCGUCCCCGCAGCUCGGGGCCUCAGAACUGUGCCGCCUGCGUGCACGAGGGCAUCUACGAGGAGGGCGUCUCCGUCCUGGAGAGCAGCUCGGCCUUCCCCGACAAUGCCGCCCGCAGGGAGGUGGAAAGCCUGCCGGCCGUCUGCCCCAACCAGGGCUGCAGCUGGAAGGGGACCCUGAAGGACUACGAGAGCAGCCACGAGCGCCACUGCCCGUUCUUGCUGACUGAGUGCCCGGCCUGCAAGGGCCUGGUGCGCCUGUGCGACAGGGAGCAGCACGCAGGGCACGAGUGUCCGGAGAAGAGCCUCAGCUGCGGGCACUGCCGGGCACCCUGCUCCAGGGCCGACCUGCAGGCGCACCAGGAUGUCUGCCCCCAGUUCCCCGUGAGCUGCGACAGCUGUGGCCAGCAGAAGAUUCCGAGGGACCGAUUACAGGAGCACCUGCAGACCUGUGGCCAGGGCCGAGUCCCCUGCAGGUUCCAGGCUGUCGGCUGCCCGGAGCUGGUGGACAGCGAGGGGCAGGUGGAGCACGAGGUGCAGAAGCUGCGGGAGCACCUGUCGAUGCUGCUGGGUGGCCUCCUGGAGGGCCAGUGCCCGCCCGGCCCAGACCCGCAGCUGGCCCAGCGCUGUUUCUCGCUGGAGCGGAAGGCCGCCACCUUCGAGAACAUCGUCUGCGUCCUCAACCGGGAGGUGGAGAGGGCAGCCAUGACCGCUGAGGCCUGUGGCCGGCAGCAUCGGCUGGACCAGGAGCGGAUGGAAGCCCUGAGUAACAAGGUGCAGCAGCUGGAGCGGAGCGUGGGCCUGAAGGACCUGGCCAUCGCCGAGCUGGAGCAGAAGGUCCGCGAGCUCGAGGCCUCCACCCACGACGGCGUCUUCAUCUGGAAGAUCUCCGACUUCGCGCGCAAGCGGCAGGAGGCGGUGGCCGGCCGCACGCCCGCCAUCUUCUCCCCAGCCUUCUACACCAGCAGGUACGGCUACAAGAUGUGUCUGCGCAUCUACCUGAACGGUGACGGCACAGGCCGCGGAACCCACCUAUCCCUGUUCUUCGUGGUCAUGCGGGGCCCCCACGACGCCCUCCUGCGCUGGCCUUUCAACCAGAAGGUCACGCUGAUGCUGCUGGACCACAACAACCGGGAGCAUGUCAUCGACGCCUUCAGGCCUGACGUGACCUCGUCCUCCUUCCAGAGGCCGGUCAGCGACAUGAACAUUGCCAGCGGCUGCCCGCUUUUCUGCCCCGUCUCCAAGAUGGAGGCCAAGAAUUCGUAUGUGCGCGACGAUGCCAUCUUCAUCAAGGCCAUCGUGGACCUGACAGGGCUGUAGCUGCCGCCCUCCUCGGUGCGGGAACCUGCCCCCUGGGCAUGGGGGGCUCCAGUACUGUAGCGCACUGGGUGCAUCUCAGGAGCGGCCCUCCUCUUCUGGAACGUUCUAACGGAAACAGGUUUCCUUCCUGGCCCGAAGACCUGGGUCCCUGCACCCUCGGUUAGACCAGUUGGAGCCUGCAUCUGGGUAGAGGGAGGGUCACUGGGCUCAGGUCCUGGUGUGGACACUGGACACCUGUGACUGACCCUGUUAUGGCCAGGUGGUAAGGGGGCCAGGGGAGACGACUGUAGCUAUGUGGCUGCUCAAGCUAAGAGGGCAGUCGAGUGGGGUGGCCACGAGACCCCCGUGGGGCAGCCCUGUGGUGCCAGCCUCGCGCUUUCUCAUUAAAAGGAGCUGAAGAUGGGGCUGGAGCACAGCGGGUAGGGCGUUUGCUUUGCACGCGGCUGACCCGGGUUUGAUGCCCAGCAUCCCAUAUGGUCCCCUGAGCACCGCCAGGAGUAAUUCCUGAGUGCAGAGCCAGGAGUAACCCCUGUGCAUCACCGGGUGUGACCCAAGAAGCAAAAAAACAAAAAUAAAAGGAGUCUCGGGAACUGCCUGGC